Molecule: messenger RNA, 2810 nt
Organism: Scatophagus argus
Lineage: Eukaryota; Metazoa; Chordata; Actinopteri; Scatophagidae
Gene: elp3
Product: elongator acetyltransferase complex subunit 3
Exons: 15
Coding region: 216-1877 (553 amino acids)
Biological process (GO): tRNA wobble base 5-methoxycarbonylmethyl-2-thiouridinylation
Cellular component (GO): cytoplasm; nucleus; elongator holoenzyme complex
Molecular function (GO): iron-sulfur cluster binding; acyltransferase activity, transferring groups other than amino-acyl groups
Source: RefSeq, a predicted model, not a curated record
UUGGACGCGUUCUCAAGUUUGAUAAGCCGCAGGUGGGGAAGGCACGUUUACGCCACUUUACGACGGCCUCCAUUGCCGUACGGCAGCAGCCGUGUUUGGACGCAACGUGGAGUUGUUUACUAUUCCUGGCAGCCUUGUGGGGUUGAAAAAACAGAUGUAAUUCCUCAAACACACACCCAAUUUUUAGAAAUUUCACCGUGAGCCUAAAGGAAGAAAUGGGGAAGCCAAAGAAGAAGAGUGAUCUCAGCCGAGCUGAGCUCAUGAUGAUGACCAUUGCCGAUGUCAUCAAGCAGCUGGUUGAGGCCCAUGAAGACGGCAAAGACAUUAAUCUCAACAAAGUGAAGACUAAGACUUCAGCUAAAUAUGGACUUGAAGCCCAGCCUCGCUUGGUCGACAUCAUUGCUGCUGUUCCUCCACAGUACCGUCGUGCUCUGGUGCCCAAACUGAAGGCCAAACCCAUUCGCACUGCCAGCGGGAUUGCAGUUGUGGCUGUGAUGUGUAAACCACAUCGAUGCCCCCACAUCAGCUUUACAGGAAAUAUCUGUGUCUACUGUCCUGGUGGACCAGACUCAGACUUUGAGUACUCCACACAGUCUUACACUGGCUAUGAGCCAACGUCCAUGAGAGCAAUCCGAGCACGUUAUGACCCUUACCUUCAGACCAGACAUCGGGUGGAGCAGCUGAAGCAGCUGGGUCACAGCGUGGACAAGGUGGAGUUCAUUGUGAUGGGCGGGACCUUCAUGUCUCUACCUGAGGAGUAUCGAGACUAUUUCAUCAGGAACCUACACGACGCCCUGUCAGGACACACGUCCAACAACGUGGCCGAGGCCGUCAGGUACUCUGAGCGCAGUAACACCAAGUGUGUGGGGAUCACCAUUGAGACACGGCCCGACUACUGCCUGAAGCGACACCUCAGUGACAUGCUGGGCUACGGCUGCACCCGUCUGGAGAUAGGAGUCCAGAGUGUGUACGAAGACGUGGCCCGCGACACCAACAGAGGACACACAGUGCGAGCUGUAUGUGAGUCUUUCCACCUGUCAAAGGACGCCGGCUUCAAAGUAGUCGCCCACAUGAUGCCAGAUCUGCCUAAUGUGGGCAUGGAGAGGGACGUGGAGCAAUUCAUUGAGUUUUUUGAGAAUCCGGCAUUCAGGCCUGAUGGUUUGAAACUAUACCCAACGCUGGUGAUACGAGGCACGGGUCUGUACGAGCUGUGGAAGACCGGCCGGUACAAGAGCUACACGCCCAGUGACCUCGUGGACCUGGUGGCCAGAAUCCUGGCGCUGGUACCACCCUGGACACGAGUCUACCGGGUACAGAGGGACAUCCCCAUGCCGCUGGUGAGCUCUGGAGUAGAGCAUGGAAACCUCAGAGAGCUGGCACUGGCCAGGAUGAAGGAUAUGGGCACUGAGUGUCGAGAUGUGAGAACCAGAGAAGUGGGCAUCCAGGAGAUCCACCACAAAGUCCGACCUUACCAGGUGGAGCUGGUGCGGAGGGACUAUGUGGCUAACGGAGGCUGGGAGACCUUCCUGUCCUACGAAGACCCAGAGCAGGACAUCCUGAUUGGCCUGCUGCGUCUGCGUCGUUGCUCCCCACAGUCCUUCCGUCCAGAGCUGAAAGGAGGCACGUCCAUUGUCCGCGAGCUGCACGUUUAUGGCAGCGUCGUUCCCGUCAGCAGCCGAGAUCCCAGCAAGUUCCAGCAUCAGGGCUUUGGUAUGAUGCUGAUGGAGGAGGCAGAGAGAAUUGCCAGAGAUGAACACGGCUCCAGCAAAUUGGCUGUUAUCUCAGGCGUAGGAACAAGGAACUACUACAGGAAGAUGGGCUAUGAGUUGGAGGGACCAUAUAUGGUGAAGAACCUGUAUGGACCUGGAAUGGACUGAACCUGGAUAAUGUUUUUAUCUUCACAGUGGCUACACACACACACACACACACACACCUUAUCUUAUUUAUCAGGACAAUGUUCUCUGGACACAGUUUCUGGAGUUUGCUUGGAGAAUCUUUUUUGUGUUUGUAACAUCAGAGGAGAUAAUGGUUGGGGUUUUCUGUCGGUCCCUGCUUUUUAUCUGCACUCCGGGCAUUGCUGUUGCAUCUGCUCCUCGUUAUGCAGAUAAGGAGACGGUGCGAGAGGAUGAAAGGAAUAAAGUUAUUUGGGAUGAGGCCAGAGCAUCUUGUGAAUGAGGCUUUUAGAUAAAACUCUUCUGUACUGCUAGCAUAAAAGAAUUAUUUUUAAAAAAUUUUAGUCUGCCACUUUCCCUAAACAUAAACAUAAACAAACAAACAAAAGCAUGUUGGUAUUUUUAGUUUUUCACUAUAAUAAAAAUGGGGUGCCACCAGUGCCUUGCCGGUGAACUGUUUCAGCAAGCAGCCUCAUCCAGUCUGACGAGGACCGAUAAGGAUACGUUUUUAAUUCUACCCAAAUGUUGUCUGAAUAUCGAGGUAUCCCCUAAAUAAUGUUUGUGUGUCCGUCUGGGAUGAGAAACCAGUUUAGCAUCACGGUUUGAGUUAAUCAUAUUUAUGUUGCAAUUAAAUGGAAAAACCCAUUAUGAGUCAAGCGUUCAUUAAUGGUUGGCAGUGGAUGAAUGAACAGUGGAAAGUGUCCUUGCUGGGCAGCUGUUGUGUAAUUGCUUGAUUUUAAUUUGUAGGGCAGGAAAUUGAAUAUUAGUUACAUAAAUUGCUUUUUUAAAACCACACAGUUAAUCCUAUUUCGUGUUUUUCUGUCAUGCAUUCUUGGGCUUCAUGUUUUCUGGUAAAUUACAGAUGUUGCAUACAUCACGUGAUGAGUUCUCAAGGAAUAAAGUGUAUUUCUGUUUCUA